This is a messenger RNA of Punctularia strigosozonata HHB-11173 SS5, 1647 nucleotides long. RefSeq lists its product as uncharacterized. The record is from RefSeq and is a predicted model, not a curated record. The transcript is spliced from 2 exons. Bases 1 to 1647 code for a protein of 548 amino acids. NCBI's taxonomy places the organism in Eukaryota, Fungi, Basidiomycota, Agaricomycetes, Corticiales, Punctulariaceae.
AUGCGCCGCGCGGAUGGCUUCGACAAGAAACCUCUCCCCAAGACGCGUCCAGUGAAGACACCGGUCUUCCAAUCCGCGUUCGAUGCGCCAGGCUCGAAGACGACCGCUGCGGCUUCCGCCGCACCCAAGCCGUCAAAGCCUUUGGUAACAAUCCCCCGCUUCGCGAUACCGACACCCUCGGACCCUCCGGAAGCUGGGCCCAGCAAGCCUCCAUCUCACUCGCAGACCCGAAACCCAUCGUUCGUCUCCGCAGAUGCAGCUCGAGCAAGGCUCCAGAAUGCCUUGGCAUCUUCAUCUUACAGCGAACGACGACAGGAGCACCCCGAGUCUGAGCCACCCCGUAAGCGCCUCAAGGCCAUGAUCCCCGGAGAGAAACUGCGAGCCAUGGUCAUGAACGCCAGACCCGCGUCCCCGACGACCCUACCCCAGAAACCAAACACCGCUGUCGCCCUCCGGAACCGCGCUGAGGACGCAAGCUCGAGCUUGAGCCCCGCUCCGAAAGGCGCACUCAGUCGGAUUCCCAACUUCAUCAUCCCUCAGAAGCGGUCUUCGCCUGCCUCCUCGACCUUCCUUAGGCCCCUCCCGCCUCCUCCCGUGAUCCUACCGCCAAAGACGCAGAAGGAGCUUAAACCGCUCUCUGCGAUCCGCAUUGCGCAGCUCACCAAUUUGUCCACCCCUUCCGGCCCCUCCGAGAUCGCCGCGCUGUUCGCGUCCUUGUCUGAGCCGACUGGCUUCCGCACCCCAGCCGACAGGGAGCUCAAGCGCGGCAUCCUCAUCAGUCCCCGAAAAGGUCGGAUGGACAAGGGCAAACCCAAGUUCCUCAGAAACGGCCUGGCCGCACGGGCGUUGUCUGUUAUGAGCGCCCGCGGCAGGAAUUUCUGUUUGUGGGAACAUGAGCUUGAAAUCUAUCUUGAGCAGCGCGCGAAACGCCCGCCAUCGCCGGCGCCGCCUAGGUCGGCCGCUGGUUCCUCGCUCGUCGCCUCGUCCAGGCCUCGCAUGUCCGCCGUCGCCAUACUACCCCCGGACAUCCGCUUGCGCAUCAAGCGCGUCGUGAUAUCUCCAGAAGACCACUUCGUCGCCCUACGACCGCCGUCCGCUCGCGCUUCGGCGAAGCAUCCCGUCGGCAUCGACAAGGGACAACCUGUCAUCGCGCUCGCUGCGUGCCAGAUUCUGUCAGAAGGGCCGGUAGACGCAGGAGCUCGGCGGCGAAACGCGCGAGAGAAGGUGGCCCGCGAGUUCAACGCGCUCGUGAGCGGGAAGAGUGCGCUCAAACAUGAAGUCGACGUUCCCGAGAUGCAUGAAGGCGGAGACGAAGAGGGGGCCGCCGCGCCUUCCUUGCCUGACGUUGAUGUGCCCCCGGCGCCCGAGACAUUGGUGCUCUUCUCCGUGAAGGACUCGAGCACGAUUUCGUCGCGCCUCCGUUUGGAUCACCUGAAGGCCCUGACGGGACGGGAAGUGCGUGUGUGGAAGCCGUACUUCACCGUUGACUCAUCGCCGGUUGCUACGUUGGUCAACGCUAUUCGAGAGUCCGGAAUCGUCACAAGGACGGACGGUGGCGGCGAACCCCCUGCACAGCGCCAACGGCCUAUCGAAGGCCGAAUCCUGUUCGUGACACGCUUCUGUAUAGACCCACCACGGACCGCCUGA